Adineta ricciae is the source of this 834-nucleotide messenger RNA. Lineage: Eukaryota; Metazoa; Rotifera; Eurotatoria; Adinetida; Adinetidae. The record is from the annotation of a GenBank genome assembly.
AUGCAUUUCUAUUCACUAUUAAUUGGUGCUUUCGUAGCUCUCUCGUGCAUUAGCACAGUUUCUGCAGGUAUUUACGGUGUAGAUUGCCAAUGCGUCUGUUGUGUGCCAAAGGCAAAAACAAAUGAUUGCUCACCAAUGGACAUGGGCACAAUUCAUAUUGAUACAGCUACUUGUGACAUACCACAAUGCAUUAAAAGUUGUGGUAAUUUGUAUCCUUUCUGUGAAAAUAGCAGAGGAACAGUACAAGCCACAUGCACAGAUACAACUGAAGGAUCAUCAACUUCGACAGCUAGUCCAAGUUCAACAGCGUCGGCAACUACUAGCACCGCAACUCCAUCAACAACGGCAUCGACACCGUUCCCAACCACGACAUCCACAGCAGCACCCUCAACAUCUACAGCAGCACCCUCAACAUCCACAGCAGCACCCUCAACAUCCACAGCAGCGCCCUCAACAUCCACAGCAGCACCAUCAACAUCUACAGCAGCGUCCUCAACAUCCACAGCAGCACCCUCAACAUCCACAGCAGCACCCUCAACAUCUACAGCAGCGUCCUCAACAUCCACAGCAGCACCCUCAACAUCUACAGCAGCACCAUCAACAUCUACAGCAGCGUCCUCAACAUCUACAGCAGCGUCCUCAACAUCCACAGCAGCACCCUCAACAUCCACAGCAGCACCAUCAACAUCUACAGCAGCACCAUCAACAUCAACAUCCUCAACUGUUGCUCCAAGCUCAAGUGGAAAACCAUCAAGCGGCACUACAAUGAAAUCUAUGUUCCAAUUUUCACAUUUUAUUCUUUUCACUGUUGUACUUAUGUUUUUAUGUGCGUAA